Messenger RNA from Olea europaea var. sylvestris, 624 nucleotides. Its product is annotated as HVA22-like protein a. Lineage: Eukaryota; Viridiplantae; Streptophyta; Magnoliopsida; Lamiales; Oleaceae. Bases 68 to 622 code for a protein of 184 amino acids. The transcript has 4 exons. The record is from RefSeq and is a predicted model, not a curated record.
UUAAUCAUUUCUUGAUUGUUUCAGAUGUGCUUCAGUCCGAGCCAUUGAAUCUGGCUCCAAAUAUCACAUGAGAAAAUUGGUCAUCUAUUGGACCCUUUUUUCUCUCAUUUCUCUGUUUGAACUUGCUUUCAUCAAACUCAUUGAGUGGAUACCGCUAUGGUCUUUUAUAAAAUUCAUAGCCAUUUGCUGGUUAGUUUUGCCUCAGUUUGAUGGUGCUUGCUAUGUUUACCAAAGGCUCGUGAAUCCUUGCUCGUAUGUCAAUCUACGAGCUUUAGUCGGUUGGCUUUGCAGACCAAACGAGGAGCAAAGCCUUAGAACAGAAACUCUCGUGGCAGCGACAGAGAGAUAUAUUAAAGAGAAUGGUUCCGAAGCCUUUGAAAAUCUUAUGAAAAGCAAGAUCGGCAACACAUUACAUCUGAAGUGCAAAGAGCCUGAUAAUUUUCAGAAAGAUAUCGAACAGCUGGAAUCAAGAGAUAAAAUUGAUGCAGAUACUCAAGAACAGCCAAAGUGCGAGGAACCUGAGGUUGCUCAGAAAGACAUCAACGUCUUAGAACCAACGGAGAAAAUUGCAUCAACUCCAGAGGAACCGGUUAGAUUCCUUGUCGUGGUUCUGCAGUGUUGAAU